AUGUACGCCAGCGGUCGUUCAGGAACACGGUGUGUGCGUCUAGCCCAAACUUUCAUUAGAGGUAAAGCAAAGGUUGCAAUGGCAGGUGAAGUUGAUUUGUCAAAUAAAAGAAUCAUGCGUAAGAUUGCACCAGGUAAGGCUAGACCUGCUAUUUUCCAUCAAUUUGAAACUUUAGUCGAACUCAGUGAUGGGUCUGUCGUUAAAAGAAGAUCGCAGGCUCCAAAAGAUGAAAUCAGAAUGAUUACAGACCAAAGAAACCAUCCCUUGUGGAACCCAUUCAGAUCGGACUUGAAUGUUGUGGAUCCUAAUGCAACAGGUAGAAGGUCACGGUUUCAAGCAAAAUAUGCUGAAUUUUCGAACGAUGCUUCUGCGCCAAUUGAAGAAGGGGAACCAGUCUCCAAUAAACCCAAGGCAAGUGAGGACUUUUUGGAAUUAUUGGGCCAAAACGCAAAGGAAGUUCAAAAAGGUGGUCAAAUUUUCAACAGAAAGGCUGCCUCCAAGAAAUAA
Lizanozyma spartinae is the source of this 507-nucleotide messenger RNA. It is a transcript of the gene MRPL36, whose product is annotated as mitochondrial 54S ribosomal protein bL31m. Lineage: Eukaryota; Fungi; Ascomycota; Pichiomycetes; Serinales; Debaryomycetaceae. The transcript has a single exon. Bases 1 to 507 code for a protein of 168 amino acids. Gene Ontology annotation, molecular function: structural constituent of ribosome. Gene Ontology annotation, biological process: mitochondrial translation. The record is from RefSeq and is a predicted model, not a curated record. Gene Ontology annotation, cellular component: mitochondrial large ribosomal subunit.